Stereum hirsutum FP-91666 SS1 is the source of this 1791-nucleotide messenger RNA. Its product is annotated as alcohol oxidase. Lineage: Eukaryota; Fungi; Basidiomycota; Agaricomycetes; Russulales; Stereaceae. Gene Ontology annotation, molecular function: oxidoreductase activity, acting on CH-OH group of donors; flavin adenine dinucleotide binding. The record is from RefSeq and is a predicted model, not a curated record. The transcript has 13 exons. The coding region runs from base 1 to 1791 and encodes 596 amino acids.
AUGAACUCCUUCAUAUACUCAUUCCAUCACUCCGCUGUCCCUCGUCUGAAGUUCGCAGAGACACCUGAAUUUGACUUUGUCGUUGUGGGCGGAGGUCCUGCAGGAUGUGCGCUUGCAACAAGACUCGCAGAAGCUGGCCAUCAUAGCGUGCUUCUUAUCGAGCAAGGCACGACUAUAGAGCAAGAUCCUGAAUUGCGUAUCUCCAGCGAGCUCCCGCUGCAGACCAACUCGCUUCACUUCACCAAUUUUGAUGCCCAGUACCGCAGUUCUGCUGAUGAACCUAUCACUCGACGAGCUAUUGAUAUCAACAGUGGUAAAGUCUUGGGCGGAUCCACUUGUAUAAACUACUGUAUAUGGACCCGUGGACCGAAAGACGAUUACGAUCUGUGGGCAGAGCUGGUCGACAAUCGUGCGUUUUCUUGGGAAGGGAUCUCCUACAUCUUCGAUCGAGUGGAAACAUCUUCGCGGUCGUCAAAUCCUAUAUCUGUCAGGACUAUCUCUCAGUCUCAGCGAUCUAACCCUUGGUCAGAAGUCGCUGCAGCCUCCUACGAGCAGUCCGGGCAUAGGCGUCUGCCCAACAUCAACGGCGGCGAUAUGUUGGGGUACUCGGAGCUUGCAGAGAGUGUGGAUGCAGAGGGCAAUAGGUCGUCAGCGAACGAGUACAUUCGCAAAUUUAAACAACACAUGGUCCAGGAGAAAUCCUCGAAGGGGCGCCUUGAGAUAUGGACGGCGUUGAAGGUGGAGAAGGUUAUCACAGAGUGCGCUCAGGACAAAGAGGGAAGUGUAAUUAAUAGGUGCGUUGGGGUGCAGACCAGUUUUGGCGUUAUUCGGGCACGAAAGGAAGUGAUCCUCACGGCCGGUGCAAUUCAGAGCCCGUACUUGCUACUCUCUUCCGGUAUUGGCCCCUCAGACCAUCUCACCGAGCACGGUCUCGAGGUUAUCCACGAUUCCCCGUCCGUUGGCCAACACUUGUGGGAUCAUCCCGUAAGUCUUGUAGUGUUCCGUUUGAACAAACAGAGUCGAGGAGACACCGCGGAGGACCUUUUCAAUCUUAUGACUAUGGAACGCCAUAUGGAUGACUGGGUCAACGACUCGAAAGGGCUAAUGAGUGGGCUUCCGUACGAAUGGAUUGGUCUUACAAAUGCCCAGUCCCAAAUUGAAGCUACUUUGACGAGACAAAACCACGAGCUGACGCCUAUGGAGGGACGUGUGCUCCUUCGGUCCACAGUCCCUCACUUCGAGAACUUUUUGAUGUACGGCCAUGGUCUGACCUUCGCCCAAGAUCCACGGAAGACAUCGUACAUGUCCGUCGCCACAGUCCUCCUAGCUCCACGAUCAAGAGGCUCCAUUACACUCUCUUCAUCUACCUCGAGGGACGGGAGUCAAGUCUCGGAACCUAAAAUUGUAUUAAACCAGUUGAAGGAACAAGUUGAUCAAGAUGUCAUGGUGGCUGCUGUCGAGAAGGCAUAUGAUAUUUUUAGUACGGAUGCAUGGGCAGAAUAUCUUGAGCCUCAGAGUAAGCCGACGCGCGAAGAGACGAUGAACCUCUUGAAACAAACAAUGCGUACUCUGUGGCACUUAGGAGGAACGUGUUCAAUGACCACCAAGUAUGCUCAAGGUGUCGUCGAUAAUGAACUACGAGUUCAGGGGAUAGAAGGACUGCGAGUGGCAGAUACGAGCGUCAUACCAUUCCCCCUGGCCUGCCAUACGCAGGCGGUAGCGUAUGCUCUGGGCGAACUGGGCGCUCAAUUCAUUCUUCAAGACCAUUCUGUCAUUCAAGCGAGGCUUUGA